Gloeophyllum trabeum ATCC 11539 is the source of this 911-nucleotide messenger RNA. RefSeq names its product kinase-like protein. The record is from RefSeq and is a predicted model, not a curated record. Lineage: Eukaryota; Fungi; Basidiomycota; Agaricomycetes; Gloeophyllales; Gloeophyllaceae. The transcript is spliced from 2 exons. The annotation marks the transcript as partial.
CGCGGCAAUAUCCCUCUUGGCCACAGCCGUGCCCCACACUCCAGCCCUUGCUAAUGUCGCUGCGAUAAAACACGGAGCAGUCGACAUUUUGCUUUCUAGGCUCUAUAUUGUUCUAUUCAACAUUCACGCUCGCUUUCGUAUGUAUGCCGAAUCUUCCACAAUAUAAAGACUUGCCUUCUGAUACUUAUUCUGUUUUCCCGGAACCUGACAAGCCCAUUUCGCGCUACGUUGUACCGGGCAAUGGCAGACGCUGCCAGACGUGCCCGCCAUGGUCGGUCAAUGAUAUCGGACGUCGCUUCAACCUACGCUUUGGCCCGGACGACCGCCCGCCACCGCGCUUCUACGUCGAUGCCUCGCUCUUGCGCCCGUACCAGGACAUCCGAGUCAUGCUCGAUUGGCACGACAGCCUCGUCCUGCUGCUCGACCGAAAGUACGUCAUGAAGAUGAUGAGCCCCCUCUUUGACGUGAAUACUAUCGUCGCGAACAUGGAGCGUGCGCGCGAAGUCGUUCCUGUGCCUGCGAUACACAAGUACGGUCGUUCGGGGAACUGCGUGUUCAUCAUCAUGGACUAUGUCAAUGGCUGGCAGGCGUCGACCCUCGUUCGGUAUUUCGGCCCCUGGGUAGAGGUCCGGCUGCAGGAUCAGAUUGACGAAGUGAUCGUCAAGCUCUCGCAAGUCGGGCUGUCUCACAAUGAUCUCUACCCAAGGAAUGUGUUCCUCGACGACAACUGGAAGAUUACAGGCAUCAUAGACUGGGACUAUGCCGCCCCGCUUUGGGCUUCCACGGAAUAUGAGCGGCGUUCGACGCUGAACUUUCGGGAGAAGACAUGGCAUUACUUGUUUCUAAAGCACUCUGUGGACCGCGUCGGGACGCUCGGGGCCAACCCGUCCGACGGUAAAUUUAAAUACUAC